Messenger RNA from Parasteatoda tepidariorum (common house spider), 1473 nucleotides. Lineage: Eukaryota; Metazoa; Arthropoda; Arachnida; Araneae; Theridiidae. The record is from RefSeq and is a predicted model, not a curated record.
AUGUGUCGCUUAAGAGAAUUAAUAUUUGAUGGGCCUUGCUUAUUCAAAAUAGAAUGGAAAGAACAGUUUCUAACAUUAAUAAAUGCUAUGUUUCAACAACCCACACUACGUUACUUGUGGCAUAUACAAGAAAGGAUGGGAUAUUUUAUUGUCAUUUUUGCCGUUACUCAAGCUUUAGAAAGAUUGAUCUUAUUCGCCAUGCCAGAAUUCAUACAGGAGAAAAGCCGUAUAAGUAUUUGUUUUAACAUUGCAGCAUUUUCCAAAGUGGAUGGAAUAUAUUAUUGUCAUUUUUGCCGUUUCACAAGCUUAAUGAAGAUUGGUGUAACUCGUCAUGUUAGAAUUCAUACAGGAGAAAAACCGUUUAAGUGUGAUGUUUGUGACAAACGGUUUACUCUAAAGCAUCAUGUUCAGAGACAUAUGUGUACUCAUUUUAAGAAAAAUUUGGCGGGUUUGGUUUUUAUAUAUUACAAAACUAUAAGUUUUGUAACCAUAAACUAUAAUGUAUGUUUACAUUUUUCAGCUCUCUCCAAGAAAGUUGUAAUUCAUCAGUGUCCUUAUUGCAACUAUUCAAGCAUUCUUAAGUAUGACAUUAAAAGACAUGUGAGAAUCCAUACUGGGGAUAAACCAUAUCAGUGUAAAUUUUGUAACUAUUCAUGUAGUUGGAAGCAAAAUUUCAACAGGCACAUGAAAACUCAUACUGGUGAAAAAAACUUUCAAUGCAGCACUUGCAACAAAUUUUUUGCUACAAAAGCAUCAUUGAAAAGUCAUACCAUUCUUCAUUACAAGCACUUAAUUUCAGCUUUUUCUGGAACAAGUGUUUUUCAUCAGUGUCCUUUUUGCAAUUUCAAAAGCAGUUGGAAGUCAUGUCUUAACAGACACUUCAGAAUUCACACAGGUGAAAAACCCCAUCAGUGUAGCGUUUGCUCCAAACAGUUUAGCAGGGCAUCAAACUUGAAAAUCCACAUGCUGAGACAUUUGAAGAUGCAGAAGUGUUAAUGUAUAAAUGUUUUAAUGAAGUAAUUUAGUUAGUUUUAUCACUGACUAUUAAUUAUCAUCUAUUUAGCUAAAGGAAAUUAUUAUUUUUUAUUAUAUCAUAUUUAAAAUAUGUGGGAAUAUGAAUUUCUAAGGAGUUAAAAACUAUUGUUUUUAUUAGUGAUAUUGAAUUUUUUUCAAUAGAUUUUUGCAGCACUGUAAUUUAAAAUUUUGUAAUGAAUACAAAUUUACAUAAUUAACAAUUACUGAUAAUGGAACUUAGACAGAUAUGAUGGAAAUGGUUGUACACAUUGAUAAUUAACCUAUUCACAUUUCUUCUCUUAGAAGCUGUUAAUUUAUGUUAUGAUUAUUGUUAUGUCAUGAUUGCUUAUUUAUGGUUUGAUUACUGUUAUGUUAUAAUUACUUGUUUUAUGUUAUUGUUUGAUUCAUCUCAUGAUUUCUACUGAUUAUACUUCAUAAUAAAUUAUUAUCAUUACCAUU